Artibeus jamaicensis (Jamaican fruit-eating bat) is the source of this 1537-nucleotide messenger RNA. It is a transcript of the gene AMZ2, whose product is annotated as archaelysin family metallopeptidase 2. Gene Ontology annotation, biological process: proteolysis. The record is from RefSeq and is a predicted model, not a curated record. The transcript is spliced from 7 exons. Gene Ontology annotation, molecular function: metallopeptidase activity. Lineage: Eukaryota; Metazoa; Chordata; Mammalia; Chiroptera; Phyllostomidae. The coding region runs from base 208 to 1290 and encodes 360 amino acids.
GCGCCGGCCGCCGGGCGCAAGCGCGCAGGGGCCACUGUGGGCAGGCGUCCUGGCCUCGUCUAAGCCUGGAGGGUGAAGGUAGUUUUUUGUAGACGUCAUAGCUGGGCCGGGGAUUCUUGGAAUGUGCUGCCGGGACGUGGAGAAUGGGGACCGUGGCCACUGCUAUUCAGUGUUGAGGAUGUGGGGGUGCAGCCACAGCAGAAGGAGAUGCAAACAGUACGUCACUCGGAGCAGACACUUAGAGCAGCUCUCAUCUCCAAGAACCCAGUGCUUGUGUCCCAGUAUGAGAAGUUUGGUGCUGCAGAAAGGCGUUUGAUGAAUGAAGCCUUCCAACCAGCCAGCGAUCUCUUUGGACCCAUUACUUUGCAUUCUCAAUCAGAUUGGAUCACCUCCCACCCUGAGCCUCCCCAAGACUUUGAAGAGUUUUUCAGUGAUCCUUCCAGAAAGACACCCUCUCCAGAGAAACACAGUAUUUAUAUACAGUGUAUUGGAUCUCUAGGAAACACCAGAGUUAUCAGUGAAGAAUAUAUUAAAUGGCUCAAGGGCUACUGUGAAGCAUUUUUCUAUGGUUUGACAGUGAAACUCCUGGAACCAGUUCCUGUCUCUGCAACCAAGUGUUCCUUUAGAGUCAAUGAUAACACACAAAACCUACAAAUACAUGCAGGGCACAUCCUGAAGUUCUUAAAGAAGAAGAAACCUGAGGAUGCCUUCUGUAUUGUGGGAAUAACAAUGAUUGAUCUUUACCCAAGAGACUCCUGGAAUUUUGUCUUUGGACAGGCCUCUUUGACAGAUGGUGUGGGGAUAUUCAGCUUUGCCAGGUAUGGCAGUGAUUUUUACAGCUCAAGCUAUGAAGGCAAAGGGAAGGUGUUGCAGAAAAAGUCUUCAAGUGACUAUUCUGUCUUUGACGACUAUUACAUUCCUGCGGUGACUAGCGUUUUGCUGCUUCGGUCCUGUAAGACUUUAACCCACGAGAUUGGACACAUAUUUGGACUUCGACACUGCCAGUGGCUCGCAUGCCUGAUGCAAGGCUCCAACCACCUGGAAGAAGCUGACCGGCGCCCCCUACAUCUGUGCCCUAUCUGUUUACGCAAGUUGCAGUGUGCUAUUGGCUUCAACAUUAUAGAAAGAUACAAAGCCCUGGUGAGGUGGAUUGAUGAUGACUCUGCUGACACACCGCGAGUCACUCCAAAACAUAGUCGUGAGGACAAUGUGAAUUUGCCAAAACCUGUGGAAGCCUUUAAGGAGUGCAAAGAGUGGAUAAUGAAAUGCCUUGCUGUUGCCCAAAAAUAAGAACCUUCAUAUAGGAGUAAUUAAAAUAAGUACUUGUACAUUAUGCUUUCUUUUGGAUCAAGUACUUCUCUGGAAUAAACUGUUUACUGAUCCUGCCCUGUAUCAAAGUAACAGAAGAGAAGCACCUUUAAAGCACUUGAAUUUGAAAUGAGGCUCAUUUUGAAUCAUAAAAACUCUAAACUCUUUUGAAUGAUAAAAACUCUAAACUCUUUUGUAUCAUUUUGAAUCAUAAAAACUCUAAACUCUU